Molecule: messenger RNA, 6002 nt
Organism: Anolis carolinensis (green anole)
Lineage: Eukaryota; Metazoa; Chordata; Lepidosauria; Squamata; Anolidae
Gene: me2
Product: malic enzyme 2
Exons: 16
Coding region: 172-1908 (578 amino acids)
Biological process (GO): pyruvate metabolic process; malate metabolic process
Cellular component (GO): mitochondrion
Molecular function (GO): NAD binding; malate dehydrogenase (decarboxylating) (NADP+) activity
Source: RefSeq, a predicted model, not a curated record
CGCCCACCUCUUGGGUGACCCGCCUUGCCUCCGUCGUGUGAGCCUUAUUCACGCUUUGGCUUUGAUGGAGGAAACAUCGCUGGUCGGAGAAGGCAACGUUGAGGAAUAGCCUCCCGGGAACAAAGAGGCCGAGGUGGCUGCUACAGCUCCUAAUUGGGAAAACUACACAAAAUGUUAUCCCGGUUAAGAAUAGCUGGUGCUCCUUGCAUCUUGGCAUGUCGUGGAUUCCACACAAAAGAAAAGGGCAAGCUCUUAUUGUUGAACCCCAGAACAAAUAAGGGCAUGGCUUUUACAUUAAAAGAACGGCAAAUGCUUGGGCUCCAAGGACUUCUACCUCCAAAGAUAGAGACGCAAGACAUCCAGGCCUUACGUUUCCAUAAAAACGUGUCAAAAAUGACCGAUCCUUUACAAAAAUACAUCUAUCUCAUGGGAGUGCAGGAAAGGAAUGAGAAGUUAUUCUACAGGAUACUGCAAGAUGAUAUUGAGCAGUUAAUGCCGAUUGUUUAUACCCCAACGGUGGGCCUAGCGUGUUCCCAGUAUGGACAUAUCUUUAGGAGACCAAAAGGAUUGUUCAUCGCCAUAACAGAUAGAGGCCAUGUUAGGUCUAUUGUGAACAACUGGCCAGAAAAUGAUGUGAAGGCUGUCGUCGUCACAGAUGGAGAACGGAUCUUGGGUCUUGGCGAUCUGGGUGUAUAUGGAAUGGGAAUUCCUGUUGGCAAACUCUGUUUAUAUACAGCGUGUGCAGGAAUACAUCCCGAUAAGUGCCUGCCAGUGUGUAUUGAUGUCGGCACUGACAAUCAGAAUCUUCUUCAAGAUCCGUUUUACAUGGGACUCUACCAGAAACGAGACCGCUCACAUCUCUAUGAUAACCUCAUUGAUGAGUUCAUGGAAGCCAUCGUAAGCAGGUAUGGGCAAAACACCCUCAUUCAGUUCGAAGAUUUUGGCAACCAUAAUGCUUUCCGCUUCCUAAGGAAAUAUAGAGAAAAAUACUGCACUUUCAAUGAUGAUAUCCAAGGGACAGCUGCUGUAGCCUUAGCUGGAUUGUUGGCAGCACAAAAAGUCACAGGCAACUCCAUCUCAGAGCACCAGAUCUUGUUCCUUGGCGCAGGAGAGGCUGCCCUCGGAAUUGCCAAUCUCAUAGUCAUGGCUAUGGUGGAAAGUGGCAUUUCAGCAGAAGAAGCUUACAAGAAAAUAUGGAUGUUUGACAAAUUCGGCUUACUGGUUCAGGGACGAGAACAAACUGUGGAUGUCAACCAAGAGCUCUUUACUCACCCAGCCCCAAGUGAGCUGCCAAAGAGCUUCUUGGAAGCAGUGAAUCUACUUCAACCUUCUGCCAUCAUUGGGGUUGCAGGUGCUGGACGCCUCUUUUCUCCCGAUGUGAUCAAAGCGAUGGGCUCUAUCAAUGAGAAACCAAUCAUAUUUGCACUGAGCAACCCUACCGCAAAAGCAGAAUGCACUGCGGAAGAGGCAUACACAUUAACUGAGGGGCGCUGUCUGUUUGCAAGUGGCAGUCCAUUUGACCAAGUGAAGCUGAGUGAUGGGCGGUCCUUCAAACCAGGCCAGGGAAACAAUGCCUACAUCUUUCCAGGUGUUGCCCUUGCUGUUAUUCUCAGUGGAGUUCGACACAUUAGCGACAAAGUCUUCUUGGAGGCUGCAAAGGCUUUGACAGAACAAUUGAGUGAGGAAGAGCUUGCUGAGGGACGGCUUUAUCCUGCACUGUCCAACAUCAAAGAGGUUUCCAUUAACAUUGCUGUUAAAGUUAUGGAGUUUUUAUAUGUCAACCACAUGGCGUUCCAUUACCCUGAGCCUGCAGACAAAAACAAAUAUGUCAGAUCAAGGAUCUGGAGUUAUGAAUAUGACUCCUUUCUACCAGACUUAUACGACUGGCCUGUGCCAGGAACAAGCUGACUUGCUCAAAGGGCACAUUUCUCAGGUGUCAUCUGAAAUUCUGCAGGGAACCCUCUUCCAGAAGAAUUGUGGAAAACAUCCAAAUCACGAUGAGUUCAGACCUGUGGCAUCAUUUCCUUUUCCCCUACUCCUUUUCCCCAAAAUGUUUUUUAACCUGGUCUCACAACCAUUGCUUCAAGUUGUGGAUUUCUUUCCCCAAUGACCUGUAUUCUCAAAAAGGAAAUCAUUGUCCAGAAGUGAUAGAAAAAAAUGUCCUUGAUGAAUUAAAUUUACUUUUACAGCUUGCACCGCAAGGCAGCAAAGCUGCAUACAGGCAAAUAAUAUUCUCUUGACAUCCUGUUAUUACAGACCGGAGUGAGCAAUUGCUCCAGGCCUGAGGGGUGCACAUGAGCCCUUCCACGAGAUCUGGAAGGGAUACACUCACUUCCACAUAUCAGCAUAAAAAAAUACCAAGAACACCAUCUCAAUAUCCAAAGGUCUAUAGAUUGCAGCAUUUUCAGAUUUGCAAUCCUUGUGGCUCAUUUUAUAUCCAGUGCAGGCCUUUUUUUUUCCUAUCAGGAAGUGAUCAAUUUGCAAAAAAAAAAUCCUUCCUUAGUAUGAAACAAAUUUAGGAGGACUGCAAAUCUUAUGAAAUUGCUCCUAAAAUGGGCUAGGCUAGCUAUUCAGUGUAAGUAUUUUUUUUGUUUUAAAAAUGGAUUUACUGGCAUUGUGGCUCAUCUGCUCCUAUUAUAGACUCAGGUUUGGCUUCCAGAAACAGCAGGUGCUAAACUUGUUCUGGGUAUCCUAUUCCAGACCUUCAGAUGAAGGAGUUGCCCAUAUUUGUAUGUGUCACUGUAGAAAAAUAUAUUUGUUUGGCCCAGAAACUUUGCAAGGCAGGCAAGUUUGGGUCACUAUUUUUAUCUACUUGGAGAUAUUUACUUUUCAUGGGGGAAGCACUUAAAACAGCCUGAAGUUGGACAAUCCUGAAAAAAUAAUUCUCCUGAAUGCAUUAGCUGGCCACCAUAUUUUAUCAUCAUCACUUUAUAAACUUUUGAUUGUUCUUUUUGUAACUUCAAGGCAGCUUGCAUUUUUCUAAUGUGCUGGAUUUCAUGGCAUGUCAGAUUUACUCUGAACUGGGGUUUCUUUUUCUUAGCAGAAAAACAUGCUCAAUUAUUCAUGUAACUCCCAAGGAAAGUAAGGCUUAAAUAUUCAGAAUUUGUUUGAUCUAAGUAUACUGAUAAUGGUUCUGAAUUUUCCAAAGUCACGUGCAGUGUUGGUUUUCUAGCUCUCCUUUACUGGUCUCUUUCUAUUCCGUCCACUGCCACCAGCAUACUCAUGCAUUUUCCGAAUCAGCCAUUUCUCCCAAUCAGCCUUUUCCAACCAACCAUUUUUUACCAUCCAUCUUUUCAAGCAAUUCUCCAUGACUAUCAUAUCUCAACCUCAGCUCCAAGAUCUCCAGUACAUUCCCUGAUCUCGCUUCUAUUCUCGCAUCAGUAUUGGAGGAUGUCUUCCCCCAAUAAUGCCUCUGAUACUGGGAUGUGAACAAGUUGAUUGCAGCUCGCCAGAAACAUUUUGCAUCAACAUCUCAAAGUUUCGGUUUGAGCAUGCAUAUAAAGCUACUACAUUCUACAAACUCAUCUUUUAAAACAGUUAACUGGGUCUUUUAGAAUACUUUUGCUAGUCUAUGUGCAAAGCAGUUGUUGCCUUUCGACUAGUAAAAUUUAAAAAUGCAUCACAAUUUGCCCUCCCCUUUAAAAAUGUGAAUAUAUUCUUGGCUGGAAAAAUGUUCGGUACAGCCACUAGAAGCACAGUCCAGCUUGAAAAUGGGAGCUCAAAUAUUUAUUGGUCUUUAUGUGUAAUAGAAUGUGGAUCAGCCCAGAAAUACUGAAUACAAAAGCUUGGCCUCAAAAUAUAUUAAAAUAUUACAAAGUAAUACCAGAUACUUUUGUUUUGAAUGACAGUUUCUGGCAGCCAGCAUGAGGGUUUUUGGAAGUUGUAAUCUAUAAUUAAUUCCCCCUUCCCACAGAUUUGCGUUAGAUAUACUAAGGUUAAGACACCUUUAUGACACAAUUAAAUGCAUCCAUAACUUCCAACAAAUGUCUGCGUGAGUAGAAGGAUUUUCAGAAAUCCUUUGAAAGAAAGCAGUUUCUCAUUUAAUAGCAAACAUUGCCAGGUGAUUGUGCCUCUUAAAAUAUGGGCUGGAAUGAUGUGACCUUUUAGGGCUAAACCAGACCCUGAUGCCAUGCUAAGCCGGUGACAAUACAUGGCAUGUAUCAAGGAGCAGUGGGACAACCCCCUUAUCUCUAAUGGAGAUAAACUGAAUUGCAUGGAUCAAUUACAUGUAUGGCUGCUUUGUGAACAGAUUUUUGAAUGCCUAAUUUACAUUGCUGCACUGCAGUGUUUUGUAUAUAUACUUGGAACCCAAUUAGUUGCGAGAACUUGAGUAUGGACACAGAUUGAAAGAUUUGGGGGAAGGAUUGGUUCCUGUUUGAUAGAGGAAGACUUUUCACAUAACAACUUCUUUCAAAUUUUAGAAGAUGGCAUGCAAUGCAGGCAGAUUUUUCUUGGAUUUUCCUUUUGCCGUUAGUGUCAAAAUGACGAGAUAGCAAGGUUUGCAACUCUUGCUGCCCUGUUUGCCAAAAAGGAUAGAAAUCUAUUUGUGCCUGAAAGCACUUAAGCCGUGUAAACAUACAAGGAAACGUUUUUGAACAGCUUUAAUUUGAGCAUUCUUUGAAUAAGAUUGGCAACAUCUGAGAAGCAGCUAUGAGAAAAGGGGUGCUUGGAUUUAGAUGCUUUAGAUUGGUAUUUUGCUCGAUCUGCCUUCACCAACCUGGCACCCUGUUGUGCUAGCUGGGGAUGAUGGGUCUUGUUCUCCAAGACAUCUGCAUUGGGAAAAGGUGCACUAGUCUCCUCUCAGUCCACAAAUGUGGAUCUGGGCUUCCUUCCAUUCAUAGCAAGGUCUUUGACAAGCAAAUACCAAAAGUUUAAUUUUGGUACAAUUAAGGGUCUAUAAAACAGCAAAAAAUAGACUUGUUGAUAAAGAGCUGCGUGUGUAUCUCUAUGUUCCUUCGUCAUACUCUUGGUAAAUAGUUGGCUGUUAAAAAUGUUAUUUUUAUAUAAAAAUAAUUGGUGUACUUUACGAUGUUGUCCGAAUGUAUUUUUCUCUAGGAGGCAAAACUAUAUGUCCCAAUAUUCUGUCCAUUUGAUGACAGGAUUUUGUUGUCCUUUUUUUGCCUUACGACAUGUAUUCAUUAGUUGCACUUUGUCACUCUCCCAAUCCUCUCCUUUCAUUUGUUUUCUUUUCAAUAACUUAUUCUGUAUGUAGUUUUCAACAGUUGUAUUUAAUGGUAGUUUUGAAACUUGGUCUGUAAAGACACCUCUUGGUGACCAUGCUGGUUUGAUGUGAUAGAUAUGCUGGGCACCUUUUUAAAAACAGUUUGGGAAUUGAUUUGUACAACAUAUUGGAUUGGGGGGGAUUAGGGAAUAGAAAAUUCAUGUUUUUAAAAAGGAUUUCUUUCUUAUAUAUCCAGUGUCAGGAAUUGUUUCCACAGCAGAUGCAACUGAGAAAUCUUAAUAGGGGUUUUUCUGUGGCAGCCAUGAAAAUGGGGUUUUGUGUGCAGAGAAAAGCAGGAUUUGGUUAAACAAACAAAAAAGGAGACUGACUCAGAUUUUCCCAUCCCAAAGGAUUUUGGAGGACGUCAUUAAAAAUUCCUCAAGUUUCAGGGAAGCGACACGACCUUUUCUUUAUAUUCAAUGCAGGAAAACAGAGACUGCAUUUUUGCUUUUUCUCAUUUUCUCAUCAGGCAGUAAGCAAACCCAACUAUCUCUGGCAGGUGAGAAAGUCACAAGAGAUACAAAAGCAAGGAGAAAACAUAGAAAUACGUUAUGCUAAUCGCUAUGUAUUGUGUAUAGGCUGCAGGAGGAGAUGAAAACAGUUAAAAUGCCUUUUGAGGGAGUAGUCCUCUCAGACAAAAUUCAAAAGAAUUUCAUGAUGUUAAUUUUCUGCACUGUAUUUUAAAAUGACAGUUUAUUUUUCUCCUUUGGUAAUAUCGUAACUGUACUGAGAAAUGUAUUAGGUCUUCUAUUUUCAUAGUAAAAGCCUUUUCAUUUGCUUA